AUAAUAACCCACGAAAACUUUUACGAAAUAGUCGGGAUUUGGGAACCCCUCCGAGUCCAGCGGUGAGAGAUCGAAAUCAUAUGUUGUUUCAGGGUUUGAGCAAUCGUAACGAGAGGAACGUUGAUCGUAGAAAGCGGGGAGAUAUAGAAACACACAGAUAAUAAGAUACAUACAAAAGAAGACGACUGAGAGAUAUAGAGGAAAGGAGGGAGACAUCCAUAAACUCCCCCCCUCUUCUAUAUUUCUUCUUCAUCUGCAUCUGCAUAAUCAUAAGGUUUUUAAAUGGGUAGUUGUCGUCAAUUUCAAUUCUAGCCAUGAACGAAUUACCAACAACACAAUCUCCUCGCAACACCAAGAGGCUUUAUCAAGUUUGGAAAGGUCGUAAUAAAUUUUAUUGUGGCGGUAGAUUGAUAUUUGGUCCUGACGCCGGCUCAAUACUUUUAUCUACGUUCCUUAUUGGAGCCCCAGCAAUAACCUUUGGCAUCAAAGCUCUACUCGAGAUAGAAAAAGAUGGAAGCACCUUUGCGUAUGGGGUACUUUCUUUAGAAAUCGUCCUCACCCUUUUGGUUCUAACUUUUCUCUUCAUGACGUCCGCAAGAAAUCCUGGAAUAGUUCGUAGGAACAAACGACCGCCAGAAUGUGAAGAGUCUUUCAAUCUUCGGUCACAAUCUUUGGAUUGGUCAGAUGGUACGUCCAUGAGCCUGAGGAUACCAAGAAUGAAAGAAAUGCUCGUUAAUGGCCACCCGAUAAAAGUUAAAUAUUGUGACACUUGCAUGCUCUACCGCCCUCCACGUGCUUCUCAUUGCUCCGUUUGUAAUAACUGCGUGCAACGGUUUGAUCACCAUUGCCCGUGGGUAGGCCAGUGUAUCGGAGUUCGCAACUAUCGUUUUUUCAUCCUGUUCGUUACCUCCUCGACGGUCUUAUGUGUAUACGUCUUCGUGUUUUCAUUGUUCGAUAUUAUUCGUGAAAACGGCAGUUUUAUGGAUAGUUUAUCAAAAGACGUGAUUUCGGUUAUGCUUGCGACAUACUGCUUCAUAAGUGUUUGGUUCGUCGGCGGGCUUAGCGUUUUCCAUUUUUAUCUCAUUUCCACAAACCAGACAACGUAUGAAAACUUCCGGUACCGAUUUGAGAAGAAGAAAAAUCCAUACAAUGAAGGCUUUUUUAAGAACUUUAAGGAUGCAUUAUGCUCUAAAAUGCCACCCCCUAUCGACUUUCGAGAGUGGGUGGUAGUUGAAGACGAUGAUGUUCCAACCACCGGGUCCUUCACACAACGGUUUUGUGCAUCUAUGCGUGCUUCGAAAGGAAAGUUAAAUAGGGAUCCGAGCAUCUUCCAACAAAAGGACGGUACAUUGUCAAACAAUAAGACUUUCAACAAUUCCGCUACAGAUAAAGAUUCACAAGGCAACAACGUAGCCAAAAACACGCCACAAGAACAAGGUCCGUGAUAUCUAGUUAAUCGUCGAGAUUUGGGUUUCUAUGACGAUGGAGGGAUCGAACAAAAUGGAUGUACCUGAACAAGAUUUGAAUAGAGAGACGAAUGGCGUUGGUUUAUUAACUUUGUUUAGGCAGAAGAUCAUAUUGUGGCAAUGUUUUCUUAUAGAGCAAAUAAUUUCAAGUCCAAUCUAUGAUGGUUUGUAUGACACAAGUUAUGCUGAAAUCUUUAUAGAAUAUUAUUCAAGGCACCACAACACUAUAGAAGAGAAUUUAUUUGUGGAUAAUGGAGUUGUAAAAAUAGCCAUUAUAGUUGUAUAAAACCAUA
Helianthus annuus (common sunflower) is the source of this 1759-nucleotide messenger RNA. Its product is annotated as probable protein S-acyltransferase 1. Gene Ontology annotation, biological process: peptidyl-L-cysteine S-palmitoylation; protein targeting to membrane. The record is from RefSeq and is a predicted model, not a curated record. Gene Ontology annotation, molecular function: protein-cysteine S-palmitoyltransferase activity. Lineage: Eukaryota; Viridiplantae; Streptophyta; Magnoliopsida; Asterales; Asteraceae. The coding region runs from base 315 to 1445 and encodes 376 amino acids. The transcript has 5 exons. Gene Ontology annotation, cellular component: endoplasmic reticulum; Golgi apparatus.